Pleuronectes platessa (European plaice) is the source of this 1833-nucleotide messenger RNA. RefSeq names its product heparan-sulfate 6-O-sulfotransferase 3-B. Lineage: Eukaryota; Metazoa; Chordata; Actinopteri; Pleuronectiformes; Pleuronectidae. The transcript has 2 exons. Bases 19 to 1320 code for a protein of 433 amino acids. The record is from RefSeq and is a predicted model, not a curated record. Gene Ontology annotation, cellular component: membrane. Gene Ontology annotation, molecular function: heparan sulfate 6-sulfotransferase activity.
GAUUCACAGUUUCCCACCAUGGAGGAGAAGUUCAACCGACUCAUCUUCAUCCCCAUCGCGGCGGUGCUCUUCCUCAUGAUCGGGUACCAGUACGUGUGCCCGGCGGACUCCAACACCUGCUACUUCAGGAGCGAGGACCAGGGGCUGUUCCAGCGCUACUCGUCCGGGUUCAAGUUAGUUUACCCGGAGCUGGAGGCGGACGAGGACCUGCCCUCGAAGAUCACGGCCAGAUUCAACUUCACGGAGCGAGACCUGGACCGACAAGUCGACUUCAACAUCCGAGGAGACGACGUGAUGGUGUUCCUCCACAUCCAGAAGACCGGCGGCACCACGUUCGGGCGGCACCUGGUGAAGAACAUCCAGCUGGAGCAGCCCUGCGACUGCAUGCCCGGCCAGAGGAAGUGCACCUGCCACCGGCCCGGGAAGGCCGAGUCGUGGCUCUUCUCCCGGUUCUCCACCGGCUGGAGCUGCGGGCUGCACGCAGACUGGACCGAGCUGACGAGCUGUGUCCCCGUGGUGAUGAACAAGAGGGACAAGAAGAGCGCUCAGAGGAGGAAGAGGAAUUUCUACUACAUCACCAUGCUGCGUGACCCCGUGUCCCGAUACCUCAGUGAGUGGAAGCACGUGCAGCGCGGGGCCACUUGGAAAACAGCGCUCCACAUGUGUGAUGGCCGUGCGCCCACUCAGGAGGAGCUCCCUGCGUGCUACAAUGGAGACGACUGGACCGGCGUGCCUCUGGCAGACUUCAUGAACUGCCCGUCUAACCUGGCCAACAACCGCCAGGUCCGCAUGCUGGCCGACCUCAGCCUGGUGGGCUGCUACAACAUGUCCUCCAUGAGCGAGCUGGAGCGAGGCCACGUGCUGCUCGCCAGCGCCAAGGCCAACCUGCGCAACAUGGCUUUCUACGGCCUGACGGAGUUCCAGCGCAAGACGCAGUACCUGUUCGAGCGGACGUUUGGCCUGCGCUUCAUCCAGGCCUUCACGCAGAUCAACAGCACGCGCGCGGCCAGCGUGGGAAUCAGUGAGAAGGUGCGGUGGCGCAUCGAGGGGCUGAACGCCCUCGACAUGGAGCUGUACGAGUACGCCAAGGAGCUGUUCCUGCGGCGCUACCAGUACAACCGGCAGAGGCAGCACCAGGAGGAGCGGCUGAGGAGGAGGCAGGAGAGGCAUCACAGGCAGAAGCUGCACAGGACUUAUCUGACUGAGCUCUGGAGACUAGGAGGAGGAGGAGAGGAGGAAGACGAGGAGCAGGACGUGGUGAAGGUGCUGGGGAAUGAGGCCACCACAGAGGAUUACAGCAGCCAGGUGGUGCAGUGGUGAGGAGAACACAGAACUGAAACCAGCGAGGUGCUGACUGGUCUGAUUCAUCGUGCUCCUCCCUCCGUCUCCUCUGCUGGGAAUCUGCCAAACCUCCUGCUCUCAUGACGCUUUGUUGGACUGCCCAGUGGUGUCUUAAUAUUUAUGAUGGAUGUAUUUGUCAUGGCAACAUAAACAUUUUGUAUUUGAUUUUUUUCUCAUGGCUGUUCUGGCACUGCAGUUGUGAAAUGUAUUUAUUUAUUUGAUAGCCAGUGCUUUGAAUGUGCUCAGAGCAGCGAGAAUGUUUCCUGUGAAAUUAAAUAAAUAAAUAACGUGUCUGAUGACGAAGGGCAGAUUUAGUAUCUUUUCAAAAUGGCGACUCUUUGGAUGCUCUGUGUCUGUGAUCUAGCGCCGUGUCCAGCAGUGGAAUCCUGUAGUUGCUCUGUGGUGUUUGGCUUCAUAAGAAUAUCAAAGCACAACCUUGACGCUGUGUUUUUCUUUCUGACUCUCGGAGCUGCAGAAACAAUCAACGCGAUU